Molecule: messenger RNA, 2554 nt
Organism: Spea bombifrons (plains spadefoot toad)
Lineage: Eukaryota; Metazoa; Chordata; Amphibia; Anura; Pelobatidae
Gene: EXOC3L4
Product: exocyst complex component 3 like 4
Exons: 11
Coding region: 49-2199 (716 amino acids)
Biological process (GO): exocyst localization; exocytosis
Cellular component (GO): exocyst
Molecular function (GO): SNARE binding
Source: RefSeq, a predicted model, not a curated record
AUUUUCUUGUUUUCCAGGUAGAUGAUUAUAUGGUGGCAGGGAUAAAGAAUGGAAACCAAGGUGGUAAAAUCCAUGUUGCCCGGUGCCGGUAACAGAUCCAGAAACACCAGCAUGGUGGAUACACCUGAUGAAGGCAACGGCUUCCUGAGGAACUGGCAGAGACAUUCUGAACGUAAAGAUGAGAGGCAUGCAAGCUUUCGGCAAAGCUUCCCCAGCUUCAGGAAAAGUACAAGAAAAUCAAAGAACAGAGAUGAACGUGAAGAACAAGGUCCAGCUGAAAAGAAAGACAUUCUUCAAAAAUUCCGGAGUAGUUUUAUAGCAAAAAAUAGGUCUGGCAUUAACAAUUCCUCCAACAAAUGUGACAAUGAAUCUGGAAAUGAAUUAUCGAAGGAAGAAACAAGUGGAGGCCGGUUGCUGCUGUCGGUGAUGGAAAUUAAUGAACUUAUCAAUGAGAAAGAUCUCCAAAGAGCCUUUACAAGCAUUAAAGUAAUGGAGGAACAUCUGACUGAAGAAUAUAAGAAUGGAAUCUACAAGAGCAACACAGCAGAAUACACAAGAAGAGCCAAAGACAUUGACAUGCUGUAUGGUUCCCUUUUCAAACAGAUAAAAGCCACUGUCAAAGACUCACUCGUACAAAGUCACGUGGAUGAGCGAUUGGUAAAAUCUGUGGUCAACAUUAUUGACGAAGAUGCUGCAGCCAAUAAAAAUCUGCCAAUAGCUGAUGCUAAAUUGGAGACUCCGCCCCCCAGGAGCCCACGGAGAUGGAAAACAUUAUGGAAGGAGGUUAUACGAGAAAGCGUGACGGAAAGGAUCGGCCUUGCUCCGAUGACCCCAACAGUAAACGCGUCGUGGCUCGUGGAACAUUUAGAAUUCCUUAAAACAAAUAUCGUCUGGGACUUACUGAGAGUAAAGAAUUCCCUGAAGCCCCUCUAUCCUGAGGACUAUGAUGUCUUUGGAAUGUAUGCCGGAAGCUUUCACGAUGCUUUGUCUUCUCACUUAAAAUGCAACGUCUUGCCUCGUUCCUUGAAAUUCAGUCAGUUGUACGCUUUGCUUAACUGGAUUCUAAACACGUACACCAGUGAUACUUUCAUGGCUCAUCCUGAUCUCCAACCCGAUCUUAAAUCAGCCAGCCUUUCUUUAUUAGAUGACGAGAGUCUGAGAAAAUUAAAGGAAGAUUAUGUAACAGCCCUGCGGGAAACAAUAAAUAAUUAUUUGACCAAAAUACUCGAAAAUGAGAAGCAAAACUGGGAAACAAAAGAGGAACCAGAGGAAGAGGUAUUACAAAACAGCUGCCUCUGCCCCAUCUACAUAGACAUCGAGGAGAUGACUGGGAAACAUGUUAGAGAGUCAACAAAUCUUUCAAAAGAUUUAGAAACGCCAACAUUCCACACAUGUAUGGAGGAGCUAGCAACGUUUGCUGCAAGAUUUCAAUCAGAAUUUACUGCCAGCUUCCAGGAACCGUUCGGCGGCUUUUUUGUUCAAUAUUUUGUUAUCUACGUAAAUAGCUUCAUCAAAUUAAGUAACAACCCAAAGCAGUCAGAUGCCGAGCCCUGCAGGACGGCAGAAACCAGCUUGAGUGAUGCCGUCAGCACUUUGAAGGAACAUUUCUUCCGUCUUUUCACCACGGCCACUCUGCCGCACUUCAAGAAGCUUCUCACAAAAGCGUGGUUGGCCAAAAAUACGGCAUUCAAGGCAAUAAUUAAGCUGACUAAUGAUGGAUGCCAGUACCUGAAAUAUUUAAUCGCACCUCUUGAUAAGGAUCUUGCAAACAAAGUUUACAAGCAUCUGGUACAACAAUACAUCAUACAGAUCAUGAAGAGGAAAAUGCGUUUAAGAAACCUGAACCGCAAGAAAGCAGCCCAGUGCAUGAGCCAGGAGUGUAAGGAGUUAAAACUUACAGCGACGGAGCUGGGGUCUGAUCUUGAACAUUUAUUCCCCGCCAUUCAUUAUAUUUCUGAAUUAAUCCGUUUGAGGAAGAAAGAUGGCAUACAGCUGCAGCUUGAAAUAUUAUACAAGAAGUAUCCAGAUCUUGGAGAGGAACACGUGUACUCGAUCCUGUAUUUACAAGGCAUGGGGAGAAGGAAAAGGAGUUUGCUGAUGAAUUAUUUCAGAGAAUUGGAGAAGAAGGAGCCUCGACCAUCAUCAGACGGACCUCUCUUUGCAGACAUUGAAUGUUCUACGCGAACCACGUGCUUUUAAAGAUAUCCUUUUGGUUCUGUUUGUGAAGUGCAGAUGAUCGACCAGUUUUGGAACCCACACGGUACUUACUGAGAUUCAAAGAACAGAUCAUAUGGAGUCGUACAUUUGGAAUGUUCCAAUGGACAUGGGUUCUAAUUUGCCUGACUUGCUCUAGAACCUUGGUCUAAAAUGCCGGCUCUCAGUAGUGAUGUAUAUGAAGUGCUAAUAAAUAUCUAAAAUAUAUAUAUGAAUUUACACGUCAAAAAUGUGGUCAUACUUAAAUAAUGAAACCCUAAGUGAACUUCUUAUAGUCUCGAUAUUGUAGGAAAUUUUAGAAAUACCUAUCAUUUUUAAUAAAUAUAUAAGUGUUGUAAAA